Messenger RNA from Polypterus senegalus (gray bichir), 2748 nucleotides. RefSeq names its product signal peptidase complex subunit 2 (gene spcs2). Gene Ontology annotation, cellular component: membrane; signal peptidase complex. The record is from RefSeq and is a predicted model, not a curated record. NCBI's taxonomy places the organism in Eukaryota, Metazoa, Chordata, Cladistia, Polypteriformes, Polypteridae. The transcript is spliced from 5 exons. Bases 58 to 663 code for a protein of 201 amino acids. Gene Ontology annotation, biological process: protein targeting to ER.
UGAAGUACUGUCAGCCAAUCAGCCAGCACCAGGUUGCUUUGAGCUCAGAAAGGAAAGAUGGCGGCGAGAAAUGGGAAGAGUGGUCUACUGGAAAAAUGGAAGAUAGAUGAAAAACCUGUGAAAAUUGAUAAAUGGGAUGGAGCUGCAGUGAAGAAUUCUCUUGAUGAUGCUGCCAAAAAGGUUAUACUUGAGAAGUAUGGAUGUACAGAAAACUUUAGUCUGAUUGAUGGACGUUUGUUCAUUUGUACAAUUUCUUGCCUCUUUGCAAUUGUUGCUUUGAUUUGGGACUAUCUGCAUCCAUUCCCGGAGUCCAAACCAGUCUUGACAUGUUGUGUUAUAUCAUAUUUUAUAAUGAUGGGCAUUCUUACUUUGUACACAUCGUACAAAGAGAAGAGCAUCUUUUUGGUGGCUGUACAGAAGGACAAAGCUGGCCUGGAUCCUGACCACAUUUGGCAACUGUCAUCCAGUCUGAAAAGAUUUGAUGACCAAUACACACUCAGGAUGACGUUUAUUGAUGGAAAAACUAAGAAGAAAAGGGAAGUUGAUUUCACCAAAUCAGUAGCAAACUUUUUUGAUAAAAAUGGUACACUGGUAAUGGAUAAUUAUGAGCAACAUGUCUCCAGACUCCAUGAAGACUUGUUAACUGAAAAGAAAAAUAAAUAGGUAAUGUUUUAAAUCUGUGUGCAUACCAGCCUCCUUAUAAACAUUCUUUAUUCUUUAAAGUGUACCCUGAUAAAUAUUGAAGACAAGUGUGACUAUUUUAGAGUCCAUAAGCAUUUCAACUCAAGUCCAGUGGAUUUUGUUUUGUACUUUUCAGCUAUAACAGGCACUAGGGUUCUAACAGAAAAGCUUUUACAUUAGGUGAGGUCCGUGUAAUGGUUGGCUUUUAUUUUGCUUAUGUUUCAGGUAUUUUUUUAAUAUGUAGUUCAUGUUCUGUUAGUAAAAUGGCUAAUCAUAUUUUUAAGGAAUUUGUUCAUGUGCUAAAUUACUAUUGAAAUGUUUUGUACACAUUCUGAAACUUCACUAUUUUGUAACCUUACUAUACCCAUGGAUAAUAGUUUAACAGACCCAUUUUUUUAAUGUCCAUCUACACAGAGUACUAUUGUUUUAUAAUCUAUUUGUGAGAAAGUAUAAAUUUAUGUUCACUAAUAGGUUGCACUUUUCUGAAUAACCAUAUGUUCUUUUGAAGACCACAUUGCACUCAACGCAAUUUCCAAAUCCCCCACAUGAGCAGUCUUUGGUAAAAUAUCCAAGGGUGGUAACAGUUAUUUUAAGAAGCUAAAGUUUAUAAGAUGUUCUCUGUUGGCAGCAAAAAAUUGAGUUUCUAUUAGUAAUGUGCUUUAGGAAUCUGUUAACAAUUUGUCAGUUCAUUUAAGAGAACAGUGUGGUUUUCUUGUCCUAUACUGUGCUACUUCAACAGUAUUGCUUUGUACCGAAAGUAAUGAAAUUCAUAUGCUGUAUAUUUAAAAAAAAAAAAAAAAUGUACAAAAGCAGUGAUGUAAACAGAGUUAAUGAAUUUAAGAGUGUUAUGCUGAGAGUGGUGUGUACACCUGCAAAGUUGGCUUAGUAUAGAGAAAAAAAGUUAUUUACUCUUUUGUUUUGGCUUCAAUAUGAAAUGCUUAUGACCAUUAAGCUGCCUUUUGUUUUCCGCUAUUAAUUUGUGCAACAUGGCUUUAUGGAUGGAUUGGUUUCUUAUGAGAAAAAGGCAAAAAAAAAAUUCUUUACAAUUAUCCAUUCCCAAUGAAAAUGCUUAAUGUUUGCCCAUUAAAAUAUUUAGAGAUGACAAACUUGAUUUGUUUUUUUUUUUUUUUUUUUUUUUAUUGAAAGAAAAAAUGGAACACUUUCUACUGGGACGUAAUAUCUGAGGCAUUUCCUGCAGGCAGAAGUGUAAACUGCCUUUCAUUCCACACACUUUUUCUCAUUAGUGGCACAUUUUUGUAUGUAUUUGAAUUUAGCCAUGGUGUGUCUUUUUAUAGCAAAACUUUAUCCAGACAGUAGCUGUUUUUUUCAUCUCUUGUAGAUUGUGUCAGUUUUAAUUGUCUUGUGUUAAUAUAAUGAGCAUGUUGUUUACUGUGGAACAGUACAUUUAGUUUCAAUUGUUUAUUCAUCAGAAAGGUGUUUUUUUUUUUUAAUUUAAGAAAUUUAUAUGAAGAAGUUGGUCAAAAUAGUGACAGAGAAUUUGAGAAUUAAUUGCCACAGUCAUAAUGUAAAACUUGUUGCAUUCAUCAUCUCUAAAAAAAACUUCUGGGAUCACUGGCUUGACUGUGGCAUACAUUGUUUCUGUUUUUAGUUUUUCUGUUUUUUUUUUUUAUGUAUGGGAACUUUGUUUUUGGCAGCCUCUCCAGUAAACUCAUGGCUGACCAACAAGGCUGUUUAUGUAUUUUCAUUUGCUAUUAGAUACUGAUGAUCCUUGAGCAUAACCUAAAUGCAUUUAAGAAGAUUUUGAAACAGCAGGUGGGUUCUAAGGGAAUAAAAAGGCUAAUAUUUUUAUUUAUAAACAAUUUUUUCCCCACAGAAAAGCUUUAUUAUUAUUAAGAUCAUUAUGCCUUCAUAAUUUGCAUACUAUAAAUGCGCUUUGUUUAUUUCAGUAAAUGGUCAUUUUUUUUUUUAAUAUUUAUUUUUAGUUUAGCUAAAAUUGCCUUUUGUAUACUGGUGCAAAUUUGAUAAUAGCAAAAUCUAAAAACAUCAGCUGUAUGCGAGCUACUUUCUCUGUUUAGAAGUGUACAAAUAAAGUGAGAAUGGCAUUUU